This is a messenger RNA of Rosa chinensis, 324 nucleotides long. RefSeq names its product GMP synthase [glutamine-hydrolyzing]-like. Gene Ontology annotation, molecular function: GMP synthase activity. Lineage: Eukaryota; Viridiplantae; Streptophyta; Magnoliopsida; Rosales; Rosaceae. Gene Ontology annotation, cellular component: cytosol. The record is from RefSeq and is a predicted model, not a curated record. The transcript has a single exon. Bases 1 to 324 code for a protein of 107 amino acids. Gene Ontology annotation, biological process: GMP biosynthetic process.
AUGAGCCAUGGCGAUGAGGAGGCCAAGCUGCCCCAUGGGUUCGAGGUAGUGGGCAAGAGCCAGAAGGGGGUGGUGGCGCCGCCAUCAAGAGCCGGUCAAGCUAGGAGUCUCUAUGGGCUGCCGUACCACCCGGAGGGUGACACAUUCGCUGAAAAGGACGGAGUCUGGAGACACUUGGACACUUCCGAUCCUUUUCGAUGUUUGUGGAGUCACUCCAGCAGAAUGGAAUUGGAUGAGGAAAUUAAAGUAAUCGAUAGCACAGUGGCUCCUGAUGAUCAUGUCAUAUGCGCAUUAUGGCAUGGGGAGGAGUGGACUCUACUGUAG